GGAGGGGCGCCAGUCGCAUCGCGAGCGCGCGCCGAGUCACGCGUGCUUCCGGUGGCACAGCGCGCGAACAACACGCACGACGGAGCCCGACGAGAAAACCAUGGUGUCCGUGGGCGCGUGGCGGCGGCGCAACACCGACGAGUGCGACGACCGCUUCGACCCCGGCGCCUCCUCCUCCAGCUCCGGCGUGCCGCGCGCGCCGCCCAACUGCGCGCGCUGCCGCAACCACCGGCUCAAGGUGGAGCUGAAGGGCCACAAGCGCUACUGCAAGUACCGCUACUGCAACUGCGAGAAGUGCCGGCUGACGGCGGACCGGCAGCGCGUGAUGGCGCUGCAGACGGCGCUGCGGCGCGCGCAGGCGCAGGACGAGGCGCGCGCGCGGGCGCUGGACGGCGCGCCGCCGCCGGGCGUGGAGCUUGAGCGCCCCGAGCCGCCCGUGGUGAAGGCGCCGCGCUCGCCGCCGCCGCCGCCGCGCUCGCUGGGCUCCACCAGCGGGGACUCCGUGCCCGGCUCGCCGGUGGUGUCGCCCUACGCGCCGCCGCCCGCGCCCUCCGCGCCGCCGCCGCCCCUGCCGCCGCUGUUGCCGCCGCAGCAGCCAGCGGUGAACAUCGAGAACCUGGUGGAGAAUUGCAACAAGCUGCUGGAGAAGUUCCACUACUCGUGGGAGAUGAUGCCGCUCGUGCUCGUCAUCCUCAACUACGCCGGCUCCGACCUCGAGGAGGCGUCACGGAAGAUCGAUGAAGCGCACUGGGUGGUGCACCAAUGGCGGCUGUACAAGCGGUCGCUGUGCUCGCUGCUGGACACGUACUCGCUGUGCUGCGGCGGCGGGUACGCGCUGCCGGAGUACGCGCCGCUGCUGCUGCCGCGCCGCUCGCCGCCGCCCGCGCACCUGUAGCCCGCCGUCGCCGCGCUGCACACUGUAGCGCGGCAUCCCACCGACGCGGCGGACGCGGGGCGGCGGGGCGGGUCCCCCGCGCCCCACGCCCCGCGGUCGCCCCAUGCCCCGCGCGCGCCUAGCGCCCCGCGCUCGCCCCACGCCCCGCGCGCGCCCAGCGCCCCACGGUGGGACCACGGCCCCACUCUCAGCCCCGGCAGUGAUAUAAGACAUUCAAACUAGCAGUAACGAGGUACUACGAUUCGUGUUAUUUUUGUAGUAUUUUUUUGUCUGUUCAUAUUUAAUUGCUAACGUACGUCCGUGUUUCAGUGGAUCGUUCAUUCUAUUUGUACUGUAAAGUGUUAAACUAUGUAUGUGUCGGUUUGUAAGUGGCCGAAGUAUGGAGACAAUCGGCUUUAGAUAUAGCUAAGUUGUUGACGAAGGAUUUCUGGAAAACUAAUGUUUCAUGAUAACUUUAUUCCUGAUUUAUUCGUAUUGAAAUUUGUAGUUGGUAAUAAUAAUAUUACGAGUAGCUUACCUUCAAACGUUUUGACACACAAAUUACUG
Plutella xylostella (diamondback moth) is the source of this 1441-nucleotide messenger RNA. It is a transcript of the gene dsx, whose product is annotated as transcription factor doublesex. Gene Ontology annotation, biological process: regulation of transcription by RNA polymerase II; sex differentiation. Lineage: Eukaryota; Metazoa; Arthropoda; Insecta; Lepidoptera; Plutellidae. The record is from RefSeq and is a predicted model, not a curated record. Gene Ontology annotation, molecular function: DNA-binding transcription factor activity, RNA polymerase II-specific; RNA polymerase II cis-regulatory region sequence-specific DNA binding. Gene Ontology annotation, cellular component: nucleus.